Messenger RNA from Staurois parvus, 315 nucleotides. NCBI's taxonomy places the organism in Eukaryota, Metazoa, Chordata, Amphibia, Anura, Ranidae. The record is from the annotation of a GenBank genome assembly.
CAUGCGCGGCUACCGGAGCUACUGAUCCACGGAAAGAGCCAAAGAUGUCUGCUCAGUCAUGUGAUCAGCUGUGUCCAAUCACAGCUGAUCACAUGGGACAUGUACACUGAUCAUCACAGCACUGAUGAUCAGUGUGCCCUGAUGAUCAGUGUAGCCCCAGAAGUGCCACCUGUCAGUGUCCAUCAAUGCCAGCUGUCAGUGCUCAUCAGUGCCACCUGCCAGUGCCACAUCAAUGCCACAUAUCAGUGCCUACCAGUGCACAUCAAUGCCACAUAUCCGUGCCCAUCUGAGCUGCCUUUCAGGGUCACCCAUCAG